Molecule: messenger RNA, 1170 nt
Organism: Caenorhabditis remanei
Lineage: Eukaryota; Metazoa; Nematoda; Chromadorea; Rhabditida; Rhabditidae
Exons: 3
Coding region: 1-1170 (389 amino acids)
Molecular function (GO): protein binding
Source: RefSeq, a predicted model, not a curated record
AUGUCUCGCCGACCACCUCGAAAAUUCCCUCUUCUCCGAUUGCCACGUCUCGCUUUGAUUGAAGUUGUCAAGUGUUGGAAUCCUAUUGAAAUAUAUCUAUUCUCAAGAGUCUCUCGGAAAGCGAAAGAAAUCUCAAAUUUGGUCAAAAUGCCAUAUUUGAGACUACAUCUGGCAUUAUACAAAUAUUAUGAAGUAAGCCUUGGCUACCCAAUGUCCUGCAUAAGUAAACACUGGUACUUCCGACUGUAUCCGGGUCUCCGUAAUUACGAGAGAUACAAAAAUGAAAGAUAUUUGGAUAUCUACUCGAAGAAUGCGGGAAAAUCGAUUGGAAAAUUGAUAGAUCAUUGUCUGGAAAUAUUCGAUUGUGAAUUUCGAACAAUGAGUGUAUAUAUCGAUCCAGUAAUGAAAUCGAGUAAUCUCAAUCUAUUCAUGAAUUGGAUCAAUCACAAUGAGAAGUUAUCUAAGAUUCCAUACUUAUCAGCAUUCUGUUUGAAAGAAAGCAAUGAAUUUUUUUUGAACUGGUUUAUGCAGAAUUUGAAGAAGGAUAUUGGAGUUUUGAAUUUACCACACAAUUACUAUGAAACUGAACGCUCCAUGACAGUCAGGGAGAAUGAGAUAAUGUUGAAAGUCAAUGGAAAAGUGGACGAUCUGAGAUUUCAGUCAAGUGAGAAAUUCAUGGAUCUCGAUCACCUGAUUAGAAUGGACUGUGUCUAUUUGCGUGGAGGAGAGACAUUUCUGACUAAUCGAGAUUUGAAUGUAUUCAUGAAAAAUUGGAAGGAAAUGAAGACUAAUGAACGAAUGGAAUUUUAUUCAAUUGGUGCAAAAGAGAAGUUGAAUUGGAGAGUUAUUUUGGAAGGAUUGGAUGGAGAGAUAAGAGAUGUUCGGACUGUUAGAAGGGAGUAUAUGUACCCCUGGAACAAGACAUACAAAGUAAAAGUGAAUGGAGGAGUGGAUAUUACGAGAAUCGAUGGAAAAGUUGCUACGAUUGGAAUGACAUUUCAUAUGAUAUUUCAAGAUGAACCAUUGUCUCGUGAAAUGAUACGUGACUAUCAGAGAUUAAUUGUAGGUCAAAACAUGGAUGAAGAUGAGAUGGAUAUGAACUUCGUGCAUGAUCCUGAAUAUAAACUAACUGCUGAACUACGGAAAGCAUUCUUCGUCAUGGUUAAGUGA